AUGAGCCAAACGCCACGAACCAUUCCUGUCAAUGAUUUUAUUCUUUGUAACCUUCAUGUCAAUGCACAUAAAUUUCAAAUAACUUCCUCAAUUGCUUCUUGUUGUGAUGUUUGUGGUUCAAGUAUUACUCCAUUCAGUAGAGUAGUAAAAUGUGAAACUUGUAGUUUAUUAAUUCAUGAAGACUGUACUGGAUAUUGUUAUUUACCAUGUUUUUUACAACAAAAUCAAUCUCAAUCUAGUUCAUUAGAAGAAAUACAAAAUCAUUGUACAAAUGGACAACAUAUUCUUGAAAAGACAGUGAGAGUAUCUCCAACAUUUUGCACUGUAUGUAGAAGUUCUAUUGUUUCAUCUGCCUUAAGUGUAUUAAAAUGUAGAAUAUGUGGAUGUUAUGUACAUUCUAAAUGUAUUCAAGGAUUAACCCAUCUAUGUAGACCAGUUGCAUUACCGUCCAACAAAGAAUAUCAUUGGUUUGUUCCAGGAAAUUGUAAUUCAAAUGGAUUAACAACUCACUCAUGUUAUGUUUGUAAAAAGUCAGUAGGAAGUAACUUAGCUUUAACUGAUUUUAGGUGUUGUUAUUGUGGAAUGUUUGUUCAUCCUCAAUGCAUUCAACAGGCCCCUGCUUUUUGUUAUCAUGGGGUAUUAGGCAAAUAUAUUCUUUCUCCUUCUGUUACAGAAAUGGAUAAUGAAUUUCAUUUCAAAGCGAUUAAACGAUUUGAUAAAGAGCCAAUGAUCUUCUUUGUUAAUAGAAAAAGUGGUAAUUUACUUGGUGAACAAAUUCUGAAAGAGACUCAAUGUAUGUUUUCAGUUCCUCAAGUUUGUGAUGUGUUUCAAGGAUUUGGAUCAACUUUUGAAUAUAUUAAGCCAUAUGGUGAUGACUUCAUUGCUGUAGUUUGUGGUGGUGAUGGUACAGUUGGAUGGGUCAUGAAUGAACUAAGAAAAGCUGAGUUAAAACCAAAGAUUUUCGUUAUUCCUUUAGGUACUGGUAAUGAUCUUUCACAUUGCACUGGAUGGGGAGGUGGAUAUAAUGGAGAAAAUAUUGAGGAUCUACUUAGGAAUAUAUCCCAGGCAUUAGUUCAAAAAUUAGAUCGAUGGCAAGUAUCUAUUCAUUCAGAAAUUGCUGGAGAAACAAGAAAAUUAAUAUUUAAUAAUUAUUUCUCUAUUGGAUUAGAUGCUGGCAUUGCCUUAAACUUCCAUUUAAGAAGAGAAGCUAAUCCUGAUGCUUUCAAUUCUAGAGUAAUAAAUAAAAUUCAAUACGUAUUUAGCUCACCACAAGCACUAACAGAGGAUUCUGGAAAUAUUGAUAAAGUUAUUGCAUUAACCGUAGAUGGAAAAAGAAUAAAACUAGAACCAAUGCAAGGAUUAGUCUUUUUAAAUUUAGUAACUUACGGAGGAGGAGUUAGAUUUUGGGAUAGAGUUACUCCAAAUGAAUCUAUUGGAGGAUUAAAAGAUAGCAAUUUUGGGGAUGGAUUAGUUGAAGUAGUUGGAUUUAAGUCUGUGAUUGAAAUUCCAUUAAUUAUGUCUGGAAUGCAAAAACCUGUUAAAAUUGCACAGGGUAAGGUUAUUGAAUUAGAACUUACAGAAAAGAAACCAGCACAAACAGAUGGUGAACCUUUUGUGUUAAACCCAUGUAAGAUAGUUAUAUCUUUAUAUGAUAAGGUAAAAAUCAUGGUAAAGAAUAGCUUUUAUUAA
Messenger RNA from Entamoeba dispar SAW760, 1689 nucleotides. Its product is annotated as diacylglycerol kinase, theta, putative. The transcript has a single exon. Bases 1 to 1689 code for a protein of 562 amino acids. The record is from RefSeq and is a predicted model, not a curated record. Lineage: Eukaryota; Evosea; Mastigamoebida; Endamoebidae. Gene Ontology annotation, molecular function: ATP-dependent diacylglycerol kinase activity.